This is a messenger RNA of Coregonus sp. 'balchen', 11786 nucleotides long. NCBI's taxonomy places the organism in Eukaryota, Metazoa, Chordata, Actinopteri, Salmoniformes, Salmonidae. The record is from the annotation of a GenBank genome assembly.
AUGUGGUUCUGUGUGUUAGUAAGUAUUAUUGGAAUGAUCAAAAUCUUGUUUUUUAUAUAUUGUAGUUUUGUUCUUAAAAAUUCCUAUACAUUAAUUUGGAAAAAAGUAAUUUUGCUGUACAUUAUUUUGGAUGAAUUGAAUAAUUGUUAUUGGCCUGUCAUAAUGCUUAUAUAACGCCAUCAUAACCGAUAUGUAAGGUGAGAUCCUAGCAGAUUAUUUAUGUAAUGACAGACAAUUCUUUCAUAAAUGAUGAUGCUUAAAAUGUUUACCAUUUCAUGUUUAGUGAUAAUAGUUGUCGUUAGUGUUAGCAAGGCAGUGACGUGGAAGGCAAUAUUUCCUUGACAGUGUUUUUACACUGUUACAAUUACAAUGUAAUCAUUCUGACUGGCCACUUAUGAAGUGUUCCCAAUGAUCAAAGUAUACUACAUGUUUGGAGGUUUGACAUCAGAUCUUGAAAAAAAUAUCUGAUGAUGAAAUGAGAGUAUUAGUGAGGUAAUUUCAAAAUAUACACAUUUAUGUAAAGGAAUAUGAGUAUAACGGUAAGCGCCACUAACAUGUGCCACCAUCAAUAACAAACCUCUGUCUCGCCUUUGUCUGCCAGGUGUUUACGCUAGCCUGUUUUGACCCUACACAGAGUUGCAAAGAGGAGCUAAAAAAGGACCCUGAAAGUAGCUGCAACAAAUGUCCAGCAGGUAAGCAACACUGAGUAACACAAUUAGAAUUUGAGCAUGAACAGAAGUGGGGCUCGGUAGUUCCAAACUACAGCAUAUUGUAUUUUGCUGUAACUAUGUUUACAAUCUUGAUGUUAAACAGUGGAUAGUUUUAGGCAUUAAAUUACAGUGCCUAUAAAACAAUGUUUGUGCAACUCUGGUGAAGAUACAUAUACAUUGUACUGUAUUUCAACAUGUCUUUCAGGCUUUCACAAAGAUACGAAUACCUCCAAAUGCAGAAAAUGUAUCGGCCAGUCAUUCACAGCGAUACCAAAUGAACUGUCAGAAUGUAUUCCCUGUAAAAGAUGUGAUAUAGGAGGUAUGCAUUCUUCACUCCUAUUCACGUGACCAUUUCUGGACUGCAGUGUAAUAAUGAGUGCUGCAAUGAUUGUUCAUACACGUGUGUUUGUCUGUGUGUGUGUGUGUGUGCGUGCGUGCGUGCAUGCGUGUAGUGUAUAUUUUUCCCCCAGUUUGUGUUUAUGUGAUGGGAGUGAGACUGAGACAGUGUCUUCGCUGUGUCUUUGCAUCCUAGCAUCUCAAGAGGAGAAGAAAGGUUGUGAGCCCAAUAGUGACACUGAAUGUGGCUGCAAGGAGGGAUUCUAUCAAAAUAAAUUCAAAAAGUUCUUGCUCUGUGAAUCAUGCUCCAAAUGCAAAAACUGCAGUCUCUGUAAGUAUAACUCUUUAAUGGCCUGAUAAUAUUCAAAAUGUUGUGCAAACUGGAUACAGUCCUGCUGCAUUCCCUGCAGCCUCAAUAAUCCCUCAAUAAAAGGGUGGCAGGUAACCUUGCGGUUAGAGCGUUGGGCCAGUAACCGAAAGGUUGCUGGUUCGAAUACCCACGUCGACAAGGUAAAACAAUCUGUUGAUGUGCCCUUGAGCAAGGCACUUAACCCUAGUUUGCUCCAGGCAUGCUGUACUACUGUGGCUGACCCUGUAAAGCAACACAUUUCACUGCACCUAUCUGGUGUAUGUGACAACAAAACAUACAUACAUUGACCAGGUGAAAGCUAUGAUCCCUUAUUGAUGUCACUUGUUAAAUCCACUUCAAUCGGUGUAGAUGAGGGGGAGGAGACAGGUUGGAGUCAACAUGAGCCAGCAUCCCUGUGGAAUGCCUUCGACAACUUGUAGAGUCCAUGCCAGACGAAUUGAGGGUGGGGUUUUCCGAAUGUUUUGUAUACUCAGUGUAUAUACAGUUGAAGUCGGAGGUUUACAUACACCUUAGCCAAAUACAUUUAAUCUCAGUUUUUCACAAUUCCUGACAAUUAAUCAUAGUAAAAAUUCCCUGUCUUAGGUCAGUUAGGAUCACCACUUUAUUUUAAGAAUGUGAAAUGUCAGAAUAAUAGUAGAGAGUGAUUUAUUUCAGCUUUUAUUUCUUACAUCACAUUCCCAGUGGGUCAGAAGUUUACACACACUCAAUUAGUAUUUGGUAGCAUUGCCUUUAAAUUGUUUAACUUGGGUCAAACAUUUCGGGUAGCCUUCCACAAGCUUCCCAUAAUAAGUUGGGUGAAUUUUGGCCCAUUCCUCCUGACAGAGCUGGUGUAACUGAGUCAGGUUUGUACGCCUCCUUGCUCGCACACGCUUUUUCAGUUUUGCCCACAGAUUUUCUAUAGGAUUGAGGUCAGGGCUUUGUGAUGGCCACUCCAAUACCUUGACUUUGUUGUCCUUAAGCCAUUUUGCCACAACGUUGGAAGUAUGCUUGGGGUCAUUGUCCAUUUGGAAGACCCAUUUGCGACCAAGCUUUAACUUCCUGACUGAUGUCUUGAGAUGUUGCUUCAAUAUUUUCACAUAAUUUUCCUUCCUCAUGAUGCCAUCUAUUUUGUGAAGUGCACCAGUCCCUCCUGCAGCAAAGCACCCCCACAGCAUGAUGCUGCCACCCCCGUGCUUCACGGUUGGGAUGGUGUUCUUCGGCUUGCAAGCCAUCCCCUUUUUCCUCCAAACAUAACGAUGGUCAUUAUGGCCAAACAGUUCUAUUUGUUUUUUCAUCAGACCAGAGGACAUUUCUCCAAAAAGUACGAUCUUUGUCCCCAUGUGCAGUUGCAAACCGUAGUCUGGCUUUUUUAUGGUGGUUUUGGAGCAGUGGCUUCUUCCUUGCUGAGCGGCCUUUCAGGUUAUGUCGAUAUAGGACUCGUUUUACUGUGGAUAUAGAUACUUUUGUACCUGUUUCCUCCAGCAUCUUCACAAGGUCCUUUGCUGUUGUUCUGGGAUUGAUUUGCACUUUUCGCACCAAAAUACAUUCAUCUCUAGGAGACAGAACGCGUCUCCUUCCUGAGCGGUAUGACGGAUGCGUGGUCCCAUGGUGUUUAUACUUGCAUACUAUUGUUUGUACAGAUGAAUGUAGUACCUUCAGGCAUUUGGAAAUUGCUCCCAAGGAUGAACCAGACUUGUGGAGGUCUACAAUUGUUUUUCAGAGGUCUUGGCUGAUUUCUUUUUAUUUUCCCAUGAUGUCAAGCAAAGAGGCACUGAGUUUGAAGGUAGGCCUUGAAAUACACCUCCAAUUGACUCAAAUUAUGUCAAUUAGCCUAUCAGAAGCUUCUAAAGCCAUGACAUCAUUUUCUGGAAUGUUUCAAUCUGUUAAAGGCACAGUCAACUUAGUGUAUGUAAACUUCUGACCCACUGGAAUUGUGAUACAGUGAAUUAUAAGUGAAAUAAUCUGUCUGUAAACAAUUGUUGGAAAAUUUGCUUGUGUCAUGCACAAAGUAGAUGUCCUAACCGACUUGCCAAAACUAUAGUUUGUUAACAAGACAUUUGUGGAGUGGUUGAAAAACGAGUUUUAAUGACUCCAACCUAAGUGUAUGUAAACUUCCAACUUCAACUGUAUAUACACUGAGUAUACCAAACAUUAGGAACACCUUCCUAAUAUUGAGUUGCAUCUCCCCCUCAGCCUCAAGUCAACGGGGCAUGGACUCUACAAGGUGUUGAAAGCGUUCCACAGGGAUGCUGGCCCAUGUUGACUCCAAUGCUUCCCACAGUUGUGUCAAGUUGGCAGGAGGUCCUUUGGGUGGUGGACCAUUCUUGAUACACAUGGGAAACUGUUGAGCAUGAAAAACCCAGCAGCGUUGCAGUUCUUAACACAAACCGGUGCACCUGGCACCUACUACCAUACCCCGUUCAAAGGCACUUAAAUAUUUUGUCUUGCCCAGUCACCCUCUGAAAGACACACAUACAUAAUCCAUGUCUCAAUUGUCUCAAGGCUUAAAAAUCCUUCUUUAACCUAUCUCCUCCCCUUCAUCUAAAUUGAUUGAAGUGGAUUUAACAAGUGACAUCAAUAAGGGAUCAUAGCUUUCACCUGGAUUCACCUGGUCAUGGAAAGAGCAAGUGUUCUUAGUGUUUUGUAUACUCAGUGUGUAGAAUGUGUUUUUAUUUUUAUCCCCUCUCAAAGAGUGACACAUACGUGAAAUGGCCAGGUUUUACUCUAUGUACACUGCUUUCAUGUCCUUGACCAAAGACAUUUACAUUUAACAUUUUAGUCAUUUAGCAGACGCUCUUAUCCAGAGUGACUUACAGUUUUUAUUUUUAUUUUUUAUUUUAUUUUCAUACUGGCCCCCCGUGGGAAUCAAACCCACAACCCUGGCGUUGCAAACGCCAUGCUCUACCAACUGAGCUAAAUCCCUGCCGGCCAUUCCCUCCCCUACCCUGGGCCAAUUGUGCACCGCCCCAUGGGUCUCCCGGUCACAGCCGGCUACGACAAAGCCUGGAUUCGAACCAGGAUCUCUAGUGGCACAGCUAGCACUGCGAUGCAGUGCCUUAGACCACUGCGCCACUCGGGAGCAUAUUCAGUUUUCUCCAUGACAUUCAUUAAUGUUUUAAAAUAACAUGUUAAAAUGUAAGCAGUGUCGAAACCAGAAGGAAUAAGAUAAACAAUGUUUUUGAAUGAACAAAUAUAUGUGUUCACGAUAAAUGUGUCCAUGAUACUCUCUAUUCUCAGAAUUGUCCCUGUAUUUUCCCCUCAGGUUCCGUGUGUAAAUCAGGCUUUAACAAAGACGAGUUGAAGCGAUGCCAACCAUGCCAAAUGUACGACCACCAGAUUCCAGCUUCUACAAUAUUUAUACAUUUAGUAACCGAGCAUAUGCACCACCCUUUUUGUUUAGCUCUGACAAUACAAUAUUCUGUAGUAACAAGGAGUAAUGCUCACAUACUUUACAGUCUCACCAAACCAUAACAUUUUGACACUGGCAAUGACCAUAGAACAUCCUAGAAUUUAUUUAUAUUCACCUCAGACACGUUCACAUGGUUUCACAUUGAGACCUUGAUUGUGUCACAAAUAGCACCAUAUUCCCUAUAUAGUGCACAACAUUUGAUAUAGGCCCUGGUCAAAAGUAGUGCAAUAUGUAGGGAACAGGUUGCAAUUUGGGAUGCAUCCAUACUAUUCAGCAAAACCCCUCAAAACUCACAGUUCUUUUGAUGUAGACUUGAUAUCCCUGAAAUGACUCAGCCAUGAGUUUUAAUCCAGUCUACUAGAGAAUUAAAGUGUUCUGUUGUUGAAGUACACCAAGGAAGCACAGUUAUUUGUUGGAUGCUGCUAAAAGAUCAAUCAGAUCCUGUAAUGGCAUGCAUUGAGGCCAGUGGGUUGAGAACUUCCUCUCAAAGCGAAGCUUUAUAAGAUUUAUAAGAUCUGAAGUUCCUGAACAUACUAUCUAUGUUUCUAAGGUACUCUCGGGUUUCUGGUCAUUAAUGUUCUAAAGGCACACACACAUAUCACAGAUACAAGAUACAUUUUCAACCCUUCGGAUUUCAGUAAAAAAUCACAACAUACAAAAAAUAUCUGUAUGCAAACCUUGCUUUCAUUAACAGUUUGUAAAUAGUUGAUCCAUCUGUCUUUCUCUUUGUCCAUUUUUUAAAUGUUCACGUAAAAAUGAUAUUGGUGUCAUAUGAAACAAAUAGUUAUGAAUGUCAAUAUGAUAUAGUUGUCUGGGAAAUCCCUUCUGGUUUUAAUGUGUUUUUCUGUCUUCAUAUAUCAGGAAAGAGUGCACCACUACUUCAACCCCCAAACUCCCAAACUCAACACCCAACCCUACCAUCACCAAAAAUAUAGACACUUGUGAGUUCCACCAAUACCUUUGCUUCCACAGAUCUUUUAGUUCUUUCAGUGACCUCAUGAAGCCUUCAUAAGCUUUCAUAAUCCUUUCAUAGCACGUAUUGUUGACAGUCAGACAGCCUUGAGACACAACAAGCAGCACCAAGUAGUAUAAAACAUUAAACUUUUUACAAUUAUAACACAUUGUCAUGUCAGUUACCAUAAGUGUAAGUCAACUCAAAUGGUAACUAUUACAGGUGUUAAUUGAUAGCAUUAAUCAUAAUACAGCAUUAGUGCAUCAUAUUGCCGAUUUACUAUGAUGUAAAAUACUCUCCAGUAAGUAGAAUUUCUACUCCAUGCCAACAAUUUGCUCUAGUUGAAUCUUUUUGCGCUCUAAUCUACAUUCUUCUGAUCCCUCUUAAAUGUAGUCAGAUAGUACAGUUAUUUUUGUGGUAUGAAAUAAACGCCAUUGAUGGUUAUACUUGUCUGUAUCCUCGACAGCUCACCUCCUCUACAACAUUAUGUAUGUCCUUCUGGUUCUCCUGGUCACCACUCUGUUAAUGGCCUGUCUCCUGGUCCUGACUAAGGGUGGAUGGAGGGGACAUAGCUGUUGUGCAAACCCUGAAAAGGAAUUCCAGUUGCCUACAAGGGACACCUCAGCCAAUGGUAAUGAUAAAAUAUCCAGGCAGUCAGUAACCCAGUUGACUUGCUUGUCAAUUAAACUCUGUAGCCAAUGGCCUAAUGAGACGUGAUCCCUUAGAGUGGUAUAUUGAUAUAAAUGAUAUAUACAUAGAAGCAAAAAUAUUUUUUUAGUUAUUUUUUUUACUAAAGAAGUGUUGAAUGUUAUACUUGGUUUACAUGAAAAUGUGUGUAAUUCUUAGCACUCCAACUUUAAUCAUGUUAUUAGCAGCAGUGGUGUAGUGGAGGCUUAUACGCAGGUAUACGCCGUAUACCCACUUAUUUUUCAGUGGGCAUUGUGUAUACUCACGUCUUAAUCCCCACGAUACGUAUCAAAGUAGGGUAGUGGAGGUAUACGCCGUAUCAAUUAGUAAGGCGUAUACCCAAAAAAGGGAAAUAUCUCAAACCUGUGAAUUUCUGACUCUGUUGACAGCCUCAUUCAUCUGUUUCAAUAGUAGACCUACUAUUAGCCUACUUGCACAGUACCGCUUGGGUUGGUCUGACUGUGAAAGAGCAAUGUGGGAUUUAUCAUUUCAGGUCAUUCAGAGUGUAUGUCACUGUUUCUCAUAGAAGUUUUCACACAGGCUGCCUUUCCUUCCCCGGGUGGGCCGUUAGGAAAAAAUUGGCAAAAUUAGAGUAUACCCACUUCUCCAGGCACCACUACACCCCUGAUUGGCAGUUGUUAUUAUUAGUCAUGUUUAAUCUUAAAGAGCUCUUGUGCGAAUACACAAGUUAUUCAUUGCAACAGUUGCUGCAGGAAACUCUGAUAUAUGUCUUUAACUCAAACAGAUCAGCUUCGUCAUCAGCCAAACUGCCAAACUUCACUGGUAAGUAUCAGUUUCUUACAUUACAUUUGGAUAAUGAUCAGCGAAAGUGUUAAAAAGGAAGCAGAUGAUACAAAUGAUAAAGAACAUGAGAAAACAUAUUUUAUUCACCUGUAGGCCGGUCCUGACUAGCAGGUGUGAAACCUACAUUACAUUUAGAGUUGGAAUGUCCAGCAUACCAUUUUUCAAUAUAUAGUCUUUGUCUGCUUUUAAACCAGUAAGAAAGCAUCUAGUUCAGCAUCUCUUUUGAUAUGUUACCAUACCUAUACCGUAUGUGUGCAUGGACACUUUGCUGCUCUGCUUAGCCAGACAGAUGCUAACGAUUUUUGUCUGUCUGCUGUCCCUACCAAGACGCUGAACAUUACUGAUGGGAUUCCUAUGAUGACCCUCGCUCACAGUGCUGCCAAGACUGAGUAUGACCCCCUUGUCACACCCCUGCUGCCAGACAGAGAGCCCAGAGGUAAGUCUUUGAUGUAGUUUGUCUGUCUUCAAUGUACAGGUAACUGACAAAAUAAAGGAAACACCAACAAACACCUAGAUUCUACUAUUGUCUGGAACUCUUGUGGAGGGAUGUGACACCAUUCUUCCAUGUGAAAUGCCAUUAUUUGGUGCUUUGUUGAUGGUGGUGGAAAAUGCUGUUUAAGGCCCUGCUCCAGUAUCUCCCAUAAGUGUUCAGUUGGGUUGAGAUCUGGUGACUGAGACACACACACACACUCUCACACACACACAUACACUCUCACGCACACACACACACUUAAAACCCCCUAUGCUCCUUUGAGACCUCUUUCAAAGUCACUGAGAUCUCUUCUUCUAGCCAUGGUAGCCAAAAUAGUGGGCAACUGGGCAUGUUCAUACAUGACCCUAAGCAUGAUGGAAUGUUAAUUGCUUAAUUAACUCAGGAACCACACCUGUGUGGAAGCACAUGCUUUCAAUAUACUUUGUGUCCCUCAUUUACUCACGUGUUUCCUUUAUUUUGGCAGUUACCUGUAGUUUGUCUGUCUCCAAGUGUGGCUUUGCCAUCAGCCUUAGUUUGGCAACAUUGCAUGUAAGCUGCUCUAGCAAGCUACCUGGACCACCUAUUGAGUGCCUUUUGUUAACCCUUUAUACUCGUGGGAAUUUUCCUAUAUGUAUAGGGCUACAUUGAAAUGUUUCUUACAGAAGAAAUAUGAAAAGCAUAUGCAUAACCAUGGUAGCAAUUGAAAGGGAACAGUUUGGAAAUAAUGUGAAAAUUAUUAGACCAAAGGUGAGUACACAACAGUUCAACCUGACACAAGACUGAAUCCAAACAUCACGCUGUUGAUUUUAUGUGCAUUUUAUAUUUAGUGUACUUUCCGUGGCAUUUGUCGAUAGUGGAAAUUCAAAAAUACUCUGGAUACAUUCAGUAACAAAAUAAGACUAUUCCUGGAAAAUGUGGGGUAGGUGCAACAUAAGACCAAAAACUUACAAGGGUUUGAAUGAGAGGAGUAACUGGUGUCUCCAAGUGGCCACACACCUCUCCAAAGUGUGCACAGUUCCUAAGCAAUUUCAAUGCACUUUUAUGACUCAAAGAAGAAUCUUGAACUAUAAGGUACUUUUUUCUUUAGCUCUCCUAGAGGUGUCGUUGACGAACUAGAGCAAGCACACUUGUAGUUGUUUAGUUUGGAACGCAACCCUGCAUCCCCGCCAUCACACAAUGACGAAAAACGGUCCAUUAUAAAUCGGAAUCUGGGUCAGGUGGGCAUGAUUUGAAAUCUUGUUCUAUUGCCAACAUGACUUGCGUAAAAUAUGAUCUUACAGUGUUAGGCUUUCACAAGGCAAUUCAGGGAUGGGGGCAACUUCUUGUCACGUGCGGUGCUCAAGAUCAGAACAGCUGUCAGUGAAAACCAAUUUGGCGCUGUGAAGCGCAGAGCCAGUGCUCUGACAUCAUGUAUAGCAUGUUACUGUACAGUCACUACGUUCCAAUUUAGACGCUUAUUAGUGGCCAAAUCUGCCAUUUUCAACCCGUAUACGGGUACGAGUGUAAAGGGUUAAGUAAAUCAGGUGAUAAAUAAAGUGAAAAGGCACUGGAGUAGGACUUUAAGGUUGGGUGCAUAAGCUUGGAUUUAUAAUAAAUGUAUAUUAUAUAAUGUAGAUGUUUCGCAUAUCAGAAGUAAAAGUCCCUGUACUCUUGAGAUAUGAUGGGACAGACAUCCCAUCGAGCACAUUUCUGAGUAGUGUGUGUACUACAGCAUAGCAAUACCUAUCCUGUCGCUUUGGUGUGGGUAGAAUCUGUACUGUUGUGUACUCAGAAUCAAAACAACCGCAUUUCCUUAAAUACCUCAGCGUGUCAGCAUAAAACGAAUCUCUGGUCAGCCACGUGGAAAUGUGCAUGCAUCUGUAGGUGUCAGAAAGAAGCUGAGGUUCAGAGGAAUUGGCAAAUCAAAUAGCGAGAAGCAGCCUUCAAUUGCUCGGCCUUUAACAUUUAAGGCUGUUGCCUUAUCCUUCUUGCAAAUUACACGCUGAUUCCAACAUCCGUUCCACUGAAAAUAUGCACAGAAGCAUCUACACCAAGCAUCAAAGCGUGAUGUUGGUUACAGUAGUUUCAGUGACAAAUUAUGAUACGUGUAAAGGUUUGUCCCGAGUCUUUCCAUCCUGUUUUUGAUCUUCUAAUCUCAAAUGUAAGGCUACGUUUUUUGAGAUUUCAGUCAAAAACCCAUGUUUCUGUCUCUUUGAGGUGAAAUAGUAUGACCACGUCUAGCUUACGUGAAAAUUGCUCAUGGUUGUCAACUUCAGAAUUCUCCUGCGGUGAUGUUGUAAGGUUAUGGUGCAUUUGAGGGGCCCCUUUGUGGUAUAGUUCAGCUUGCAUGUCAUUUCCUUUACAACAGUUGACUGGGGUCCAGACUAGGGCUUCCCCCACAAAAACAAAUAUACUGGACUGGGAUUGUGCAUAGUGUGCAAAUACCUUUAAAAUCAAAAUACAAAAAUGCUUGUUAGAAAUAAACUAUGAGCAUCACACUUAUCAGGUCUCAUAAUUUACACAAGCGAGACAAGUUUAGCCGUUUCUGUUGAAAAACAAGUUAAAACACUUUUCUCACUCAUAAAACGCAUUAUCACAGCACAGAGGUUUCCUCAUACCCCACAAAUGACCUGAUUACAUUAUUGAUUGAAUCUUGCCCAAACCCACUAUUGCUUCUUUGCUCACUUAAAUGAAAACUCCACCCAGAAACUAUCUUUUGGUAUUUCUUUAAUUAGUCCAUUGUUGACAUACAGUGCUAUGAAAAAGUAUUUUCCCCCUUUCUAAUUUUCUCUACUUUUGCAUAUUUGUGAUACUGAAUGUUAUCAGAUCUUCAACCAAAACCUAAUAUUACAUAAAGGGAACAUAAGUGAACAAAUAACACAACAAUUACAUAUUUAUUUCAUUUAUUUCAUCAACAAAAUUAUGCAACACCCAAUUCCCCUGUGUGAAAAAGUAAUUGCCCCCUUACACGCAAUAACUGGUUGUGCCACCUUUAGCUGCAAUGACUCCAACCAAAUGCUUCCUGUAGUUGUUGAUCAGUCUCUCACAUCGCUGUGGAGGAAUUUUGGCCCACUCUUCCAUGCAGAACUGCUUUAACUCAGUGAAGUGUGGGUUUUCAAGCAUGAACUGCUCGUUUCAAGUCCUGCCACCAUAUCUCAAUUGGGAUUAGGUCUGGACUUUGACUAGGCCAUUCCAAAACUUCAAAUGUGUUGCUUUUUAGCAAUUUUCAUGUAGACUUGAUUGUGUGUUUUGGAUCAUUUUCUUGCUGCAUGACCCAGCUGCGCUUCAGCUUCAGCUCACAGACUGAUGGUCUGACAUUCUCCUGUAGAAUUCUCUGAUACAGAGCAGAAGUCAUGGUUCCUUCUAUUAAGGCAAGUUGUCCAGGUCCUGAGGCAGCAAAGCAUCUCCAAACCAUCACACCACCACCACUAUGCUUGACAUUUGGUAUGAUGUUCUUACUGUGGAAUGCAGUGUUAGGUUUUCAUAGCACUGUAGUCCCAAAAUGUUUUGCAUCAUAUAGGGAUUAUUUCUGUAUUUUGAACGUUACAUAUCUUGAAAACUUGAGUUUUUAGGUGGAGUUUUCCUUUAAGCACUUUGCAAGAAUCUCUCCACCUGUUACCAUCCUGGGCCCGUAUUCAUAAAGCUUCUCAGAGUAGGAACGCAGAUCUAGGAUCAGUUUAGCCUUUUAGAUAAUAAUAAAUAUGAUUUCAUGGACACGGGAACCCUUAUCCUACAUCAGCACUCUGACUCUGAGACACUUUGUGGAAAAGGGCCCUCAUCCCCUCCCUCCCAUUUACCUCUCUUCCUCAGUCCCUCGCCAGGACACCCAGGAGGAGCACUGGCCCGCUACGGUGUUGUAUGCCAUCAUCAAGGAGGUGCCUCUGCGGCGCUGGAAGGAGUUCCUACGCGUGCUCUCCCUGCCUGACCGGCAGCUGGAGCGUGUGGAGCUGGAGCCAGGCCUGGGCUCUAUUGAGAAGCAGUACCAGAUGCUGCGGCUGUGGAGCCAGGGCCCGACUGCAAGUCUGGAGGACGUGUACUCUGCCCUGCUCUACAUGGACCUGGCUGGCUGUGUCUACCAGCUGCAGGAU